Ipomoea triloba (trilobed morning glory) is the source of this 1650-nucleotide messenger RNA. Its product is annotated as cAMP-regulated phosphoprotein 21-like. Bases 202 to 996 code for a protein of 264 amino acids. NCBI's taxonomy places the organism in Eukaryota, Viridiplantae, Streptophyta, Magnoliopsida, Solanales, Convolvulaceae. The record is from RefSeq and is a predicted model, not a curated record. Gene Ontology annotation, molecular function: nucleic acid binding. The transcript is spliced from 6 exons.
UUCUUCUUAAUGUUCUUAAUAAUUACAGCGAAUUACAAAUUUGCUUAUAGUUUGAAUUGUCUGCUUCUGCUGCUAAAGCGUUCAUGAAUCAUGAUGUCUUUGAAGAAUCAUAUGUUUAUAACCUAGUAUUUUAGUUCUAAGGUUGAGGAGUUAGCUUCCCUUGUUAAGGACAAUCUUCCUUGCAAGCACCUUGUCUUAUCUAUGGAAGAAGCCUUUGUUGAUUUUCUUCAGGACGAUACGAGUUCAAAUGGGGUGUUGGAGUUGGAACCAAUGAAUUCUUAUAGUCGUCUUCUUUUACAUCGGCUUGCUGAUAUUUUUGGAUUUUCUCAUCAUUCAGUUGGUGAAGGAGAGGACCGGCACUUAAUUUUGGAGCGAUGCCCUGAGACAUCAAUCAAUUUAACCUGCAGCCCUUCCAUCCUUGUUAGAGAUUUAUUGUGGCAGUAUGGUGAAGUGCAGUCUCCCAAGAAAUUUGAUAUACUAUCACGAAAGCAAGAAGUUUCAGAUGGGUUGCAGGUAGAGAAUCAAAAGAUGCUAAAUUUUAAAUUUUCACUCGAGGAGAGAGAAGCAGCGUAUCUCGCUGCCCGUGAGCGGAUAUUUGCAAUUGAUGGAAAUGGGACAGAACAUAUGACUGAGAGGCCAAGGAAGGAUCUUAAGGUUGCCCGCAGAAUGAUAGAACAUGCACUUGGCCAGAGAAUCAGGCCAUCCAACAAUGAGGUAAACUGCAAGGAAGAAGGGGGAUCAAACCCGAACAAUGUUCAUUCGAAGUCGGGUGGUAAUCCUGAAGGGAGCAAAUCACGGGAUACUGAGAUGAAAAUGCCUAUAAAUGAUGGCACAGGUUCUUUGGGAGAAGCAAAAAACGAUGGCAGCAGGAUUCAGAAAGAAAACUUCAGAGAGCAGCAUAUGGGAGCUGCUAAGAGAAUGUUUGCUAAUGCUCUAGGAUUUUCGAGAGAUGGCAGUCUAUCCCGACAAAGUGAAUCAAAACAUACCAACAGAUAAACCUCACGGUAGACUUUACACAGACUCUUGCUUUUUGUACUCUGGAGGAGCUCAGCUGGUAUUACGUAUUUCCAGUCUGUGAUUGACUGCAGCUAGAUUAUAUACAAAGCUGCAGUGGUGUUCUACGGUAGCAUUUGACCAGACAAGAAAGAAUCACGGUACUUGUGUACCACUCACAUCGAUAGCCAUUCGAGAUGUUUGUCAUCAACGUGUUCAAGGAGAAUGAAGAAGACCCGUGUUAUGCCUUUAUCGUUCAUCUAGUGUUGUUGUGCUGCCCAGGUUCCCGUGGUCGUAUAAGGUUGGAACUUGGAAGUGAUCGAGGUUGUCAGAACUACUUUUUCUUGUCUACCCACAUCUUGUUUUCCUACUGCCCUUCAAAGGGGAUCAUACAAUUACAGACUACAGAGCCACAUGCCACCUAUAAAUAUAAUUAUGGUGAUGCUUUGUUUCUCUCCUCUCUUUUGGCCAUGUAACUGCAAAUUAGGAACCUUAGUUAUUUCAGCUGUAAGAUUCAUCCAACGUUUUUCACAAUGUAAUUUAGAUCUUAGAAGAAAUAUGGUCUGUAACUAUUUAUGUUAUGAUCCAGGAUUUAAUUUUGAAAUUGGGAGAUUAUUAUGAAUCAUGAAAUCUUAGAUUGAGCUUUCAAGUGAUUUA